Phlebotomus argentipes is the source of this 989-nucleotide messenger RNA. Its product is annotated as toll-interacting protein B-like. The transcript is spliced from 2 exons. Gene Ontology annotation, biological process: ubiquitin-dependent protein catabolic process. The record is from RefSeq and is a predicted model, not a curated record. Lineage: Eukaryota; Metazoa; Arthropoda; Insecta; Diptera; Psychodidae. Gene Ontology annotation, molecular function: ubiquitin binding; ubiquitin conjugating enzyme binding. Bases 111 to 989 code for a protein of 292 amino acids. Gene Ontology annotation, cellular component: cytoplasm.
AAAUCACAGUGCAAGUUUUGCGAAAAAUACAAGAAGCUCAAGAAGAAACCGAAAUAUUUUGUGAAUAAUUUAUUUAUUUGUGAUUUGCUGUAGUGAAUUGCUGGAAAAAAAUGUCCGCGGUUGACUCUGAUAGCAGAUCCGAGCGGUGGAACAGGGCAGUCUUGGGACCGCUGUCGAGUGACUUUCUGCGCAUCACGACUCCGCGAGAUAUCCAAGAGCAGGCCGACCGCCAAGCCGCCCUGGCGCUCUAUCAGCAGCAGACAGCGCUGUCGCCCUACAUGCCGGCCAACAUUGUGGGGCGCCUCAGUAUCACUGUGGCGCAGGCGAAGCUGGUGAAGAACUAUGGCAUGACACGGAUGGAUCCCUACGUGAGGAUCCGCGUGGGGCACUUUGUCUAUGAGACACAGACAGACCCGAAUGGCGGAAAGAAUCCACGGUGGAAUCGCGUGGUUCACAGUCAACUGCCUGCCGGUGUGGCGUCUAUCUCGUUGGAGAUCUACGACGAGUGCAGCUUCACGAUGGACGAGUUGAUAGCGUGGACGGAGGUGAAGUUGCCCGAGGCUGUGCUGCGCGGCGACACGCACGAGGACUGGUAUCCGCUGAGCGGGAAGCAGGGCGACGGCGUGGAGGGCAUGAUUGACUUGGUGCUGAGCUUCCAGCCCGCCUCCGCCCAGGGAGCCACCACUUACAUGUACCAAUCCGUCGCUCCGGUCGUGAUGGUGCCCAGCGUCACGGGUCGCCCAAUGCCAGUGUUUGUACACCCGCAGCAGCAGCCACAGAUUGUUAACUCACACUACCCGCAGCAGCAGCAACAGCAGCAGCCAGUGCCAGCGCCGCCCCAGACGGCGCCCCUCACGGAGGAGGACCUCAAGCAGAUCCAAGAGAUGUUCCCCAACACCGAUCGCGAAGUCAUCAAGUCCGUGUGGGAGGCGAACAGAGGCAACAAGGAUCGCACCAUAAACUCCCUCCUGCAAAUGACUGACCAAUAG